CUCCACACACCUCACCAUGGGCAGGUCGAAACCGAGGACGAACAAACGACCACCACCCAAAGUCUCCAAGAUCGAACCAGAGAUCCCUCGGGCACCCGAAGCUAUCGACAGACCCACCGCUAAGAUUGAGACAUCUCUGGAUAGGCUCACCUUUGCGCUGCAAAACUUUUCGACAUCGGCCUUGGGCCGCUUGGACUCGUUGCCGCAGCUGACGCAGGCUCAGUUGACAGCUAUCGCAGGGGCGGCAGCGGGUAUCACAGAUUCGAAUUGGCUCAAUGGAUCGACAGAUCUCUCUUCGGCCCUGUACAAGAAUGAGAAUGUGGAUUUGCCCGCGAGUCUGGCGGCGUUGUUCGAAGCCAAGUUGACUCUGGAUCGGGAGAAGGCAAAGCUACUCAAGAUGCAAAAGGAGCUCAAGGGGUAUCGAGAUGGCGUCGCAGCAGCGACGGCGGGUGGGAAAGGGAAAGAGGUCGCAGACGAUCUGGGAGAGUGUACUUGCGGUCGACAACACGAGGAUCUGGGGGAUGACUACGAGGAGGAGUAUGAGGAGGAGUACGAGGAGUAUGAUUGUGAGGAUUGCGAUUGUGAUUGUCAUUACGAAGGGGAGGACGAGGGGGAAGAACACCAUCAUGGGUGCGAGCAUGAGCAUCACCACGAACAUGAGCAUCACCAUCACGAGCAUCACCACCAUCAAGAGCACCCCAGCACCCCCCUCACUGUACCCAAUCCAUACCUCCCACACCACACUGAUACGGCGAACAUGACCUACCAACAAGCGUUGGAAGCGUAUAGAGACGAGAGAGAUCAAGCUGCUCGUGGAUUGGAUGAAAUCGGCGGCAUGUUACGGAAGGCUGGAUGGACGGGCAACGAUCGGAAGAGUGACGGCAUCAAGAGACCGCUCGCGGAGGAUCCAGAGAGAUUGGACGAGCACGUCCGAGACUUGUUCAAUUGGAUCAAAGCGGUAGUUUGGACGAUCGAGCAGGCAGCAAUAGCGGCGGGGAGGAAGGGCCUGUUGAAUCAAGCGUCGGCCCCUCAGUGAAUGUAGCAC
This is a messenger RNA of Kockovaella imperatae, 1045 nucleotides long. RefSeq lists its product as hypothetical. The record is from RefSeq and is a predicted model, not a curated record. Lineage: Eukaryota; Fungi; Basidiomycota; Tremellomycetes; Tremellales; Cuniculitremaceae. Bases 17 to 1036 code for a protein of 339 amino acids. The transcript is spliced from 3 exons.